Molecule: messenger RNA, 603 nt
Organism: Perkinsus marinus ATCC 50983
Lineage: Eukaryota; Perkinsozoa; Perkinsida; Perkinsidae
Exons: 6
Coding region: 1-594 (197 amino acids)
Source: RefSeq, a predicted model, not a curated record
AUGCGCUGCGACGCAUUUGGUAAGAUUGAUCCCAUGAAGUGGCGUCCGGUGCUCGUACACCUCAGACAUCGUGCUAGCCAGUAUGGCGCGACUAUAAUAGCUACUGAUGGAUCCGAGUUCUCUAGCUUACGCGAGUGCGAUGCGAUAACCGCUGGGAUAACAGCACGAAAUGGACGGAUAUUUUACGAGCAUCUGGUGGCACAAAUAUACGGGAGGACACUACCAGACAAGCGAGGAGAUGAUGGAGGGAAGGCACUGCUUUGCUUGUCACCGGGGCAAGACGGCGGACCUGAUGCGUUCCGCCAUUCACUCAACGUUGAGGAUGCCGAGUUCCUGUCUCGUCCUAUUGAAACCUUUUUUGAUUCGGAUUCUGAUGAAGAGAGAGUGAGGGAAGAAGAGGCUCAACCAGUUACUACGGUAGACAGCAUGAAGGUAUUCUUGAGUCGCAUGGCAGAGAGGAUGCCCGCGCCAAUGAAUGCACCGUCUUCUCCACAGACAGCGACGACUCCGGUUACUAACAGAAGCUUCUUCCAGAAUCUACUUGUGAAGGAACCCGGCAGUAGUGCCCGAAAAGGUGCUCCCGAGGUUAGAUGAAUGCAUGAG